This is a messenger RNA of Limulus polyphemus (Atlantic horseshoe crab), 5089 nucleotides long. RefSeq names its product ras-related protein Rab-14-like. Gene Ontology annotation, biological process: defense response to bacterium; endocytic recycling; Golgi to endosome transport. Lineage: Eukaryota; Metazoa; Arthropoda; Merostomata; Xiphosura; Limulidae. The transcript is spliced from 9 exons. The record is from RefSeq and is a predicted model, not a curated record. Gene Ontology annotation, cellular component: trans-Golgi network; Golgi apparatus; recycling endosome. Gene Ontology annotation, molecular function: GTPase activity; GTP binding. Bases 132 to 773 code for a protein of 213 amino acids.
GUGGUUUCUCCGGGUUGUGCUUCUAGCUUUCGGCCAUAUUUAUGUCCACCUACCAAUGUGAAUAACCGGGAAUUUUACUAUUUUCACCCAUAUUUAUUAGUUUUUAAAGAAUCAACUUGAAGAAAGGCAUCAUGGCUGCAGGUCCAUAUAAUUAUUCCUACAUUUUCAAGUAUAUCAUAAUAGGAGAUAUGGGGGUUGGGAAAUCAUGUCUAUUGCAUCAAUUUACGGAAAAAAAGUUUAUGGCAGACUGUCCUCACACUAUUGGGGUAGAAUUUGGCACCCGAAUUAUUGAGGUGUGUGGACAGAAGAUCAAACUUCAGAUCUGGGAUACUGCUGGGCAGGAAAGGUUUCGAGCCGUGACUAGAAGCUAUUACAGAGGUGCAGCAGGGGCCCUAAUGGUUUAUGACAUCACCAGAAGGAGUACAUAUAACCAUUUGAGCAGCUGGCUAACAGAUGCACGAAACUUAACAAAUCCAAAUACAGUUAUAUUCCUUAUCGGAAACAAAAGUGAUUUGGACGGCCAGAGAGACGUAACAUAUGAAGAAGCCAGGCAGUUUGCUGAAGAAAAUGGCCUAAUGUUUGUUGAAGCUAGUGCAAAGACUGGGGAGAAUGUCGAAGAAGCAUUCCUUGAAACAGCUAAGAAGAUUUAUCAAAACAUCCAAGAUGGAAGUCUUGACCUCAAUGCAGCAGAAUCUGGUGUACAACAUAAGCCAUCAGCUCCUAGAACUCUUAACAACGACCAACAACCCACCAAAGAAAGCUGUGCAUGUUAGUUACUAUCUUUUGAAUCCAAGUUCAGACAAGAUUUUAUAAAGACUGACUCUGGUGAAAAGCUUAAGUCAAACUAAUCCAACUUGGAACGUCAUUUUCCUUAUUUGCUUCCUGAUUUCUGUGGACCUGCCAUCAGAUUUCUCCUAGGGAAAAGAAAGUAUUCUGAUCUUUGAACAAACUCGAUAAUACAAGAAUUCCUCUAAUGUUAGUUUGUGUACUUGACAUUUAACAGAAUGAAAAGAUUUAUGGUCAAUGAGGUGUUUGUGUGUAAUUGAUAUUAUUGGUACUGUAUAAUAUUAGUAACACUUGCUGUGAUGAUCAGUCUUUGUAAGGGAAAAAAAAACAUAUUUAUCUUUGUUUAAUUUGUUCUAUUAUUGUGGUUCUGUAUAUAACACUCGACUAGCUCUCCUCUUUCUCAUUUUAUGUACACAAAGAAAAUUAUUUAAAUGUUUAGUGGCUUCACCAUAAGCUGUACUAAUGUUAAAUAAUUUUUUCUUUAACAUGUAUGUUAUACUUCAUUAUUGAUUGUUUAUUUAGAGGGAAAAUUUUAUUUGUUCAGCUUCUUAAAAAUAAAUUUGACAAAUUAUUAAGAGAAAUACACAUGAGUAAAGUUUGCUAACAACUGGAACUGGACAGUUAAAACUAAGUAAAUAGAUUUCAAAAAUGUUAUCAUGAUGUUUGAAGCGUGAUAUAGCAUUUAUGUAUAAACUUUUAAGAGAUGCUAAAAUACAAGGAAUUUAUGCCAUCAGUGUGUAAUUUUCCAUAAAAGAUUACCUCACUAUAAGACAAACAGUUAUUUUUUUUUGUAAUUCUCUUAUUAGUUGAUUGUAGCUCUGUGGAUAAUCACGUCUGUGCUAAAUCUUUAAUCAAUGUGUAGUUUAAUUUCUACAUCAAAUUAUGGUCAGUAAUCAUUUUUAAAAUGCAAUGUUUAAAGUGAACCACUUCUAGAAUUUUUUUUUUAAAAAGCAUCGAAAUGAAACUGGUAAUAUAUCUUUGUUACAAUUAUUUAUUCACAACUUUAACUCACUCUGUCCACCUGUGGAAUUUUUACAAAGUUGAAGAAUCCCCAUAUCGUGUCAUAAAGUUAAUUUAUGAAGCUUAUCCCACUGAUACAGUACAGAACUAUCUGCCCUGCUGUUUCAGUUAUUAAUUUGUGACAUCUGAAACUUGUUUGUCAUUUCCAAAAGUAUUUUAGCUUUAAACUAUAAGAAUAAUAAAAUAUUUAGGUUGGUGUCUCUAAUUGACAUAUGUUCUGUUAAAGCUUUAAACAAUGUUUGAAAGAACUGGAGAGAUUGAAGGGGAUUUCAUGAAACAAAGUGAGUUUUUUGCACUAAUAAACAGUUGUCGUUCAUUGAAUUAAGGGCAAAAGUAUUUUAAUUGUUUAACAUUUUUUUAUCUGUCCAGUUCUGUAAAUUAUUAAUAAUUACAUUCUGUCAUCUUUCACACACAAAAGAAGGUAACUGUGGUUAUAUCUCAUCGUUCUGUGUAACUGAUCCUAGGAUUAUGUAGUAGUUGUGCUCAUUAUGCUGAGGGAAGUUAAAUUAUACAUAUCAUCCCACAACCUAAUGGUUGUAAACAAGAUUGUUAAUUUACCCUGAAAAAAAAAAGUCUUGUUUGUAAGUACUAUAUUGAAUUUUAGUAACAAAAGAAUAAUUCAUGAACAGUAGUGGCACUACAGAAACCAGCUAGAGCUACGAGUUUUAACACCUACUGAUUUCUGGAGUUAUUUUAUCUACCUUCUUUUAAACUUCAAAGUUUUUCGCCCUCAAAUUUAAUGUGCAACAUUCUCCUAUAGCUUCAUUUAUGAUAGGAGUUGCUGAUUCUUGUCUGUGAACUAUUUCUGCUGUCCUGCUCUUUAAUUCUGUCUGUCAUCUCUCUGUUGUCUUGCACUUGAGUGCCAUUUGUCACCUUUUUUUGCUGUAACCUCACACAAACAUUCCCAGGAUAGGCAAGAAGAAAGAACAGAUAUUUGUUGAAGACUACCAUUAAUAUGUAUUCACUAAGAUUCUUUAAAUCAUAAUGUGCAGCCUGUUAUACAUUUUUAUGUGGUACAUAAAAGAAUAUUCACUGACGUAAAGUGAAAAACCUUUGUGCUUAGUGUAAUAAAAAUAGUUGUAGGUUUGUGUAUGAAUUUCUUUUGCACGUUGUGAUAUGUAUUAUAGAAAAAUAGAUUUAUUACAUAUUAAUAGGCAUGCCUAUAUUGAUUUUUAAGUUAAUUUGAUUUGCUUACAUAUCUUUAAAUACAGUAGUAAUUAUCUUUCAGUCAUGAUGUUAGGAAAACCUAUAACCUGAGCACCUUUCUUCAUCGGGGACACUUUGGAAUGUCUGCUCUUCUUGACGAAUGGUCUACCUUUCAAAAGUUCUUGGUUUUGUAGUUUUAUCUUUCAGGAUAUUUUAAAUCUUUUAUUCAGUACCAUGCAUCAACUAAACUUUAUAACUAGGCAAACUUAACGUUGUUGUUUAGAAGUACUUUAUACCUUUCUUGAUGCCAAAGAUUCAACCAGCUGUUUGUAUAUCUGGUUGAUGAAGUCUUCAUUAGCUAAAAAAUUAAUUUAAUUUCUAGUAAUUAACUUGAUGGACUAGUGGUAGUUACAAUAUUGUAUCAAAACUUGGUUGUUAAUUAAAUAUUAUUCCUCUUUUUCUUUCUUUUUAUAGUCUUUAUGCAGUUCUUCUCUAAGAGAUUAACUUCCAGUUAAUAUCUAACUUUUUAAGAACUUCAUCCUGUAUAAAUAAAUGAAUCAACACUUUUCCAUCAUUAUUGUUCUCACUAGGCUUGAAAUGUAUAUUUAACCAUUAGAAUUUAUUUUUCAUUUUACAAAGUUUUUGGAAAAUAUUGAAAGUAACUGAUUUUAGAUUUACAGGGAUUUUACAUUUAGAAAAAAAGUUUGAAACUUCAAAAAAUUUCUAUUGGUAUGAAAGAGCUAAGGGUAAAAAGUGAUUGUAUAAAGGGAUAAUAUGAAUACCUUGGGUUAUCUGUGGUGAUAUACAGUGAAGUCUGUAUGUAAUAUCUUGAGUUUUGAAUGGAAAAUGAAAAUUCAGUUAGUGUAAUUAUGAAGUCAUUAUUUUGAUGUAACUAGAAUAAAACAAAUGACUUAGAAGGAAACGUUGUAUUGGUUUCAUACCUGAUAAUACAUUAAAACAAUAAUAAUUAAUGCCAUCACUUGAAGAGCUUACAACACAGGGCUUUACUAGCUAUUUUUUGUCAUAACUCGCGUAGCCUCGCAAGUUCUACUACUACACGGAAAUUAAAGUUAAUUUCAUGGGUUUGGACUGAAAUUUGUAGAAAUAUCUGAACUUCAAGCUUAUUUCAAGACACUUCUUAUUCAGAAAAAAAACUUUCUGACUAGUUUAAACAGAAUACUUAUAUUCAGCAAGUAAUUUUAUAUUAAUCACUUUUAUACUUCACAAGAGAAGAUAAAGCAGGAAAACUAUUUUCUGAUUGAUUGAAAUUGUGUAACUGAUGUAAUCCAGUUUUAACAAUAUGAUUGAAACAGUGAAUGUGUUGCAGUGCAGUUUUCAUAUGUAUAGGAAGUGUAUAUUUUCUGUACUCACAUGCACAAAUAACUUGAUGGAUUAAGCAGUCUGAUUAAUGUGUUUUGUGGUUCCGUAGGUUUACCUCCCUAUAGAAAGAUGAAAUGUCUUCUUAGCAGUCAUAUUUUUAAGUGUAUGUACAUAAAGCAUAUUAAAAUGGUUUAAUAGUAAAAUCAUUUGUAGCAAUUAUUGUUAAGCUUGUAUAACAUAAUUUUAGGGCAGAUUUCAUUAUUAUGCCCUUUGAUAUACUAGUUUAUGUUUUAGCCUAAAAGUCCUUUGAGUAUUUACGCCCAGAAAAAAGGUUACAUACAACAGUAAUCUUUGUAAGGUUGAAUAUUUUAGUUCUGUGCGAUCGUUAUUUUGCACAAGUAGUCUCUAACUUUAGCCUUAUUUAUGUAUAAAAUUCAUCAGUAUUCAUGCUGUCAAUGGGAAAUGACUGUUAUUCAGAGCCUACUAGAUGGCUGUUUACUUCAUUCUUUCUGUCCUACUGUAGGUAGUACACAAGAGAUGUAAUAAAAGAUAAGGUUAUAUUCAUCACUUAAAUAGACACGAGGUUUUGAAUCUUCAAGACAGCAGCCAUUGUCAUUGUCUAUAUAGAUUCUGAUAGUGAUGUUGACGAACUAUGAUAAAUUUUGCUGUACGAUGAGAGUUGUUGCAUGAAGACAUUAAUAAUAAUAAUACUUUGGUUUGAUUGUGACUUCAGAAAAUUAUAAUUGUUUUUGAAAAAAAAAAGAAACUGUCUAUCAGGUGAAGGGUUGAAAAUUAUUCAAUAGAGAUGUACAUGGAA